UAAGCUUGACACAUACAAGUCUCUCAUGCUCCAUUGUAUUAGUAGCCAAAAAACCUUUGACCUUUUGACCAUCACUGCACCGCGCCUCAUGCCAUAUAAGUUAGCUGCUCUCUCCACCUCUGCGUCUCCCCCUCCGCCAUGGUCCCCGUCAACACCAAGUCCUCCUCCACCCAGAGAACCUCCUCCUUCCUUGCUCACUCCACAAACCGCUCCGUAUGCUUCCUCGCCAUCACCUUCAUCACCCUCCUCCUCCUCCUCUUCCUCCUCCAGAUCGAAACCCUCAAGUCCUCCCUUUCCUCCUCUUCCUUCUCCUGGCCUUCCUUCCAGUUGCACAUGGACGAGUCCCCAUGUCAUGAUGCCACGGCGGAGCUCAACCGCACUCGUUCCAUACUCCGCGACUUGGUCACCUUCCUCCCACUCAAGGAUGUAAGGGUCUCCGAGAAUCCGAGAUCAGGCCGCACUUGGUUCAUGAGCUCCAUGAAUGAUACAUUCGAGGCCGACGACGACGCCCAGCACCUUUACUUCCCGUCGCAGGCGUCAAACGGGCGGCUGCUAUGCCUCUCGGCCCGCGACGUUUCCGAUGGAGCCAAGAACUCGUAUGCAUUAGCAUGGCGCGAGGCACUCCCACGCGACGCCACGCUCCUUCCCGGACUAACCUUCAUCUCCGACACCUACUACGAUCACGGCAACCUGUGGCAUGGGAUAUCGGCCAUCACGCCAUUCGUGUCGUGGUACCAGCGGAAGCAGUGCGCGGCUCCCGACCGCUGGGUGCUGUUCCACCGGGGCGAGCUCAGGACUCGAAUGGGCGGAUGGGUGCAGGCCGUGGCGGAGGCGGCGAUCGGAGAGGUGAGGAUCGAGGACUUCAAGGAGUACGGCGACAGACCGUCCUGUUUCGAGCAGGCGGCGGUGUUCAGAUACGAGGGGGCGAUGAAGAAGACGAGGAAGCGCCAGGUGUACGACAUGAUGCGGUGCAAGGCCAGAUCUCGCUGCGGCGUCACGGCAGAAGCCGUGGGUUCCAAGGCCGCCGUUCGCAUGACGUUACUGCUUCGACCGGGGUCGAGGUCGUUCAAGAACGAGUCGGCGGUGAUCCGUAUCUUCGAGAGGGAGUGCGAGAAGGUGGAUGGGUGCACCGUCAAGGUCGCAUGGAGCAACAAAAUGACGUUCUGCGAUCAGGUGAAGCUAAUGAGCGAGACGGACGUCGUGGCUUCUCCCCACGGAGCGCAGCUGGCGAACUUGUUUCUGAUGGACAGGAACAGCAGCAUCAUGGAGUUCUACCCCAGGGGGUGGCGGGAACGCGCCGGAGCGGGGCAGUACGUCUUCCGUUGGAUGGCCGACGGGGCCGGGAUGCGGCACAGGGGAUCGUGGUGGGAUCCCCAAGGCGAGGAAUGCGAGAGUACCGAUAAGACCCCCUGCAUCCCCUUGUACAAGAACAGACAGAUUGGGCACGAUGAGGUCUACUUCGCCGGCUGGGCCGCUAAAGUUCUGGCUGAGGCGAAGGAGCACAAGUUGAAGGAGGCAUCCUACGGCAGCAGAAGCUCGGAGGUCGGAUCGACUCCCUGUCCCUGUAGUUAACCCAGGUUGUGUUAGGAGUUCCUCGAUUCAACACCAACUGUAAUCGAGAGAGACGGAUUGAGGGGAGAGACGAAUAGGGUAAGGAAAUAAUGGCAGUAACAGUGGGA
Molecule: messenger RNA, 1679 nt
Organism: Musa acuminata AAA Group (dessert banana)
Lineage: Eukaryota; Viridiplantae; Streptophyta; Magnoliopsida; Zingiberales; Musaceae
Exons: 2
Coding region: 139-1572 (477 amino acids)
Molecular function (GO): glycosyltransferase activity
Source: RefSeq, a predicted model, not a curated record